Tribolium madens (black flour beetle) is the source of this 746-nucleotide messenger RNA. RefSeq lists its product as uncharacterized. The transcript has 2 exons. Gene Ontology annotation, molecular function: DNA binding. Gene Ontology annotation, biological process: regulation of transcription by RNA polymerase II. The record is from RefSeq and is a predicted model, not a curated record. Bases 54 to 731 code for a protein of 225 amino acids. Lineage: Eukaryota; Metazoa; Arthropoda; Insecta; Coleoptera; Tenebrionidae. Gene Ontology annotation, cellular component: nucleus; transcription regulator complex.
ACUUGACGGAAUUCGGUUACUGAUAAAUUUCUACAAGUAAAUCGCACAAAAUUAUGUCGAUUUCGUUCAAAAUGCAAAAACUGAUAACAGAGGUACAGAAACAACCAUGUUUGUGGAAUGUCCAUCUUCCUAGUUACAGUGAUAAGCCAUUAAAAGUAAAAGCUUGGAAAAUAAUAUGUCGGGCGAUUUAUCCUCGCACUGUUGAGAAUACAGCUGAUGAAAAAUCUAAGAUUGCUUUUAUUCAGAAGAAAUGGAAAUCAGUUCGAGACUACUACACCAAGCAAAGGAAAGAGUUUCAGUCAGAGUUGGUGGCAGGGUCCAAACGCAAAAAAUACGUCUAUUUCGACAUGUUGCGAUUUCUGGAAGCUAAAUUUGAUGAAGAAAAUACACUCAUAGGAAGUUGGAAGGAAGAUAGUUCGGAUCUAAACCUCACUGAAGAUACAUCAGAAGGUGACAAAAACCCAGCCAUCAAACAAGAAGAGUUAGAUCUAAAUGAAGAAACUACCAUCAAAUCGGAUGAUGUCGAUCUUACUCCCGAUUUGAUUCACACUGAAGGUAGUCCUCUUCAACACUCCAGACAAGACAUCGAUGAAGACGAAAUGUUCCUCCUAUCGCUCCUCCCAUCAAUGCGAAAACUCUCACCUUUACAAAAAAUGGACUUCAAGCUAGAAGUCAUGAAUUCGCUCAAAAAAAUCCAAUUUUCAAACGCAUCUAGUCGCCAGCAUUUGUAAAAUGUCAUCUAAAAA